This is a messenger RNA of Gryllus bimaculatus (two-spotted cricket), 681 nucleotides long. Lineage: Eukaryota; Metazoa; Arthropoda; Insecta; Orthoptera; Gryllidae. The record is from the annotation of a GenBank genome assembly.
GUGCUGUGCGAGCUGCUGCCGGUGGCGGUGCCGUCGCUGGUGCUGUCGCUGCUGGCGGCGCGCGAGGAGGAGCCGCUGCUGGCGGCGCCGUGGCUCGUGCCCGAGGCGCACGCCCCCGCGCUGCUGGAGCGCUGGCGCCGCCGCCUGCGCUGCCCGCCCGGCCCGCGCGCCUGGCCCGCGCUCCAACAGAGCGCCAGCCAUUGGGAGCUCGGCAACUGCAGCUUCCUCGUGGCGCAGUGCGAGCGCGCCCUGGAGGCCGCGGCGUCCGUCCUCCAGCGGCCGGCCUCCUCCUCCUCCGCCCACUGGGCGCCGUGGAACUUCCUGAAGGCGGAGCGGGGCGCGCCGCCGCCGCCGCCGCCCUCGCCGCCGCUCCGGCGCGCGAAGCCAGGCCGCUGGGCGCGUGUCGCGCGCCGCUCCCCCGCGCUGCCGCGCCUACGGUGCACGCCUGGAGGAGCGCGUGGAGCCCGCGCGCCGCCUGCUGGAGCGCUUCCUGGCCGCGGAGGGGUCCGAGGCGGGGAUGGGGGCGGGGCCUGCCCCCCAGUGGCCCGAGGGCGACGUCCGACAGCUGGGGCUGCAGCGCCGCUGGUGGCCACCGGCCGCGUAGACGCGCGAGGGGGCAAGUCGGGUUUGCAAGUGUGCCAUGGGAUGAAGCUUCGACGUUCUUUGGAUGUUCCUCUCUGA